Messenger RNA from Eimeria mitis, 1041 nucleotides. RefSeq lists its product as uncharacterized. The transcript has 2 exons. The record is from RefSeq and is a predicted model, not a curated record. The coding region runs from base 1 to 1041 and encodes 346 amino acids. NCBI's taxonomy places the organism in Eukaryota, Apicomplexa, Conoidasida, Eucoccidiorida, Eimeriidae.
AUGCAGACGGUGACCUUGAGCCCCCUCGACGUCCCUGCCCCCCCAGGGGCCCCUGGGCCCCUGGGGCCCCCAGAAGCCCUUGGAGGUCUCCUGGGGCCCCUGGGCGCCCUGGGGGCCCUGGGUGUCGGGGGCAGGGGGAGGGGGCCCCCAGAGGCAGUUGUAGCUCUGGUGGGGGCCCCCAAGGUUGUGUAUGACUUUGAGGCCAACAGCUGCUUAGCUGUGUUGCUGCAGCAGCUGCUGCUGCUCAACCCUUCUUGCUGCUGUCUCCUCGCGCACAGCAGGCGGCUGGGGAUCGUCUGCCCCACUUCAUCGAUCCCCGUCGAUGUCUUCGCCGAGGAUUUCUGGGAUCGCUUCUGCAUACUCAACCCCACACACGAUCCCACACACGAUCCCACACUCGAUCCCACACUCAACCCCACACACGAUCCCACACACGAUCCCAGACACGACCCCACACACGACCCCACACUCGAUCCCAGACACGAUCCCAGACACGAUCCCAGACACGACCCCACACACGACCCCACACACGACCCCACACACGAUCCCAGACACGAUCCCACACACGACCCCACACACGCUCCCAGACACGACCCCACACACGCUCCCAGACACGACCCCACACACGAUCCCAGACACGAUCCCAGACUCGAUCCCAGGGCAGUACACGGCCCCCGAUUCCAGCUGUACGUGCACCCCACACCACCGACAGCUGUGGCCUUUGCGGGGAUCGUCGAUCCCACGGAGCUCAGCGGCGCCGCUGCUAUCAUCGGGGGGCCCCCGGGAGAGGAGGGGCCCCCAGAGAAGAAAAUCCUUAUGGUGGAGGAGAGGGGCUUGCUGCAUAUAAAAGAACGAGCUGCUGCUGCUGCUGCUGCAUCAGCAGCAGAAGAAAAAGAAGAAGAAAAGGAAACAGCAGAAGGAGACAAAGAAACAGAAAAAGAAAAAGAAAAAGAAAAAGAAGCGGGGGCCCCCUUCUCGAUGCACCCGUGGCAGGCAGCAGAGGCUGCUGCUGGGGGGGAGAUCUGGGAGCUCCGUAUAUAA